AAUUACUCCAAACUUUUGUAUGAGACAGACAGACAGACUCCUAGAUUUUGUAUGAGACAGACAGACAGACAGAGAGAGAUGGAGGUGAUGCAAAUUCUUCACAUGAACAAAGGAGUUGGCGAGACUAGUUAUGCUCAAAACUCCAAACUUCAGAGCAAAAUAAUUUCCAUUACAAAGCCAAUCAUUCAUGACGCCGUACAAGAAAUCUUGCGCUCAAAUAAUAUAGAGAGCAUGGGGAUAGCAGAUUUGGGCUGCUCAUCUGGACCCAACACCUUAUUGCUCAUCUCCGAGAUCAUAGAUGUUAUCAUACGCACCAAAAGCUGCAGCAUUGGCCUCCACCUGUCAGCAACAACAGAGCUCAGAGUGUUCCUCAAUGACCUCUUCAGCAAUGACUUCAACACCAUUUUUAUGUCACUUCCUGCAUUCUACAACAAACUCAAACAAGAGAAGGGUCCUGAGCUUGGAUCUUUAUUCAUUUCUGCCACGCCUGGUUCGUUUUAUGGGCGGUUGUUUCCGGCCAGGAGUUUACAUUUUGUGCACUCUUCUUCUAGCCUUCACUGGCUGUCUCAGGUCCCUCCUGGCCUCGACAGCAAGGCAGCUGGCGAAGCUUUGAACAAAGGAAAGAUCUACAUAUCCAAGACCAGCCCACAAUGCGUUUUGGACGCAUAUGCGCUUCAGUUUCAUAAAGAUUUUUCAUUGUUUCUCAAGUCCCGCGCUGAAGAAAUGUUUGGUGGAGGACGAAUGGUGUUGUCGCUCAUGGGCAGGCCAUCCUAUGACCCCACAACUCCAGCCAGUUGCUACCAGUGGGAGCUUUUAGCCCACGCAUUGAUGACCUUGGUUUCAGAGGGUCUUAUUGCAGAGGAAAAGGUUGAUUCCUUCGACGCUCCCUACUAUGCCCCAUGUGAAGAGGAAUUGAGCUUGGCGCUUAAAAAAGAAGGGUCAUUCUUAAUGGACAGCCUGGAGGCGUUUGAAAUUGAUUGGGAUGGCGGCGAUGGGGAUCAAGAAUUGCAUCACACAUUUGACAUGGUAGGUAGUGGCCAAAAAGUGGCAAAGACAAUAAGAGCCGUGGUUGAGUCAAUGCUCGAAUCUCAUUUUGGAAAAGAUAUAAUGGAUCAUCUGUUUCAAUGCUACGCAGAGCUCGUCAGUAAUCACUUAUCAAAAUCUAGAACUAAAUACAUCAAUUUGGUCCUUGUGAUCGUUAAAAAGGAUUGAUUCCAAAAAACAAAAAAAGAUUGAAUAAUUUCCUUUAUGUUUCCCCAUCUUUUUUUUCAGGUUGGUUGAAUUAUUUUGGAUAACUAUAUAUGUUUGUAACCAGUGCUUCUAGUUGUAUUUAUUUGACAAAUUAUAUAAAUAAUGUAUUGACAAUGAGUGAUAUUAGAGAUGUUUAUGUUUGUAACAGUAAUUCAUUUGUUUUCUACGAAUUUUGUUAAUUCAAAGCAAAUAGGAAAUUUCCAUUA
Prunus persica (peach) is the source of this 1457-nucleotide messenger RNA. RefSeq names its product jasmonate O-methyltransferase. The transcript is spliced from 3 exons. The record is from RefSeq and is a predicted model, not a curated record. The coding region runs from base 52 to 1212 and encodes 386 amino acids. Gene Ontology annotation, molecular function: S-adenosylmethionine-dependent methyltransferase activity. Lineage: Eukaryota; Viridiplantae; Streptophyta; Magnoliopsida; Rosales; Rosaceae. Gene Ontology annotation, biological process: methylation.